UUUGUGUGUGUGUGGAGGGGGAAAACAUUGGGUAACGUGACUCAUACUGGAUCUGGUUUGGCAGGAUUUCUAAGAUGGAAGCAGAGAGGAGAGCCUAGAAAGGCUGAAAGCAAUAUAAUAGACUGACAAUAGCAGCCUGUAUACUGUUCAAUCGUUUUCUGUGAACUUCUGUGGAUCUACUUGGAUCGCCUAACUGUCUAGUUGUCUUCCCACCCAGGCACUGUUUACAGGGUGUUGGUGGAGAUAAGCAAGAGCUCGUCAGGCAGCAGCGAUGAACUGGUCCGGCCUGGAGAGCUUGAUCAGCGGGGUCAACAAGUACUCCACCGUGUUCGGCCGCUUGUGGCUGUCCAUGGUCUUUGUGUUUCGGGUCAUGGUCUUUGUGGUUGCAGCUCAAAGAGUUUGGGGUGACGAAAACAAAGAUUUUGUCUGUAAUACGAAACAGCCGGGCUGUACCAACGUGUGCUAUGACAGCAUCUUCCCCAUCUCCCACAUCCGUCUGUGGGCCCUGCAACUGAUCUUCGUCACCUGCCCGUCCCUCAUGGUGGUGGCCCACGUGAAGCUGCGUGAAGAAAAGGACCUUAAGUACACCGUACUGCACGAGGGCUCCCACCUGUACAGCAACCCGGGCAAGAAGAGGGGGGGGCUGUGGUGGACCUACCUGCUGAGUCUGGUCUUCAAGGCAGGCUUCGACGCCUCGUUUCUCUACGUUUUGUAUCGGAUAUACCACGGAUAUGACAUGCCCAGGUUGUCCAAGUGCUCCCUGGAUCCCUGCCCUAACACCGUGGACUGCUUCAUCAGCCGUCCCACAGAGAAGAAGAUCUUCACCCUGUUCAUGGUGGUCACCAGCGCCAUCUGCAUCUUGAUGUGCUUGUUUGAGAUGUUGUACCUCAUUGGCAAACGGAUUCAGAAAGCCCUCAGGGUUCAGAACUCCAUUAACAGGCUCCUAUUCGCCGAGCGGCACGAGAUCAAAAACCUGGUCCCGCCCAGAUCACAAACCCGCCGCCACUAUUCCCCUCAGAGCAAAAGUUUAAGCAAGAUGGACAAAGCCAAGGAGACCACGACAACCCUGUAGAGGACUCAAAAAACAUUGUCCUGCACUCCAUGAAAGUACAAUUAUAAUAAAGCAGCUACAGUUGAUGGACUGUAAGUCAAAUAUAUAUACUAGGAUUAGACAAUCCUAGUAAUCCUACAACAAAGAUAUGAUGGCCAAAUGAAUCAUACGGAUAGUUGUUAUGGGGAAAGGUGAUGGGACUGGUUUUUGACGUGUAUUCAUACUAUUUUAGACAACGAUGGAAGUUUAAUGCACUGAUGUUCAGCAUCUGUCGGCCAAUUGCAACCAAACACCAGCCCUGUUUUGACCUUGAAACCAACCAAAGACACCAACCCAAGACUGGAGGAGAAAUCAUGCAUUUCUAAAUGGAAAAAACACUGAAAAUUGAGUGGAGUUUCAACUUCCUGAUGGACCAAUGUGUAUUGGGGACAAUUCUCAACCUAAGGAAUACAAUAUAUCGCAAUCUAGGAGCCGUUUCACACCACAGCAUCCAUGCAAAAAAUAUAUAUAUAUGCCAGAAUACAUAAUUAGUCAUGUGUAUAAGAUAAAGUAAAAGAAUAUCAACAAUACCAAAGAAAAUAUAAAUUGUUAUAGUCAGUAUACACUUGGUAUGCAGCAGCAGUAGCUCAGGAGCUAGAGCGGGUCGGCUGGUAACCUGAAGGUUGUUGGUUCGAUCCCCGGCUCCUCCUAGCUGAGUGUCGAGGUGUCCUUGAGCAAGGCACCUAACCCUGACUGUUAGCUCACGUCCUGUGAGGACGUCAUCGAGGCAGGUGGGAUCAGUAACCCUCUCCUCGAAAUCUACUACUGAAGAAACUUACAAAUGAAUUUCAUCGCUAGAUCGACAAUUGGGCCGGUCCAGCAACACCCAACGGCUAGCCGUUAUAGGAGCAUAUAACUGUAACUGUAUUCAGAACGCAGGCAAACCAUCCUGACUCAUGCACCAUAAUAUUUUUGUUUGAUUUUGGGAGAGUAGGUGGGCAUACAUUUUUGUUAAAUAUCUAUUUUUCUUGGUAGUUUUGUUCAGUUUUUAAUUGUCCUUUCAAAUAACACAGGAGAUGCAUACGGUACAAUUCUUUGGAACCGGAUUUGAACUGUAAGGGAAUAACAUCAGUCAACCAACACCCAACAUGCUGCUCCCAUCGAAACAUUUAUUUUUGCCACACUUUACCAAAAGUUAUAAAUGAUUCUUCAAUAAUAACAAUAAUUCAUGAACUUAA
This is a messenger RNA of Gadus morhua (Atlantic cod), 2268 nucleotides long. Its product is annotated as gap junction beta-4 protein. Gene Ontology annotation, molecular function: gap junction channel activity. The transcript is spliced from 4 exons. The coding region runs from base 272 to 1072 and encodes 266 amino acids. Lineage: Eukaryota; Metazoa; Chordata; Actinopteri; Gadiformes; Gadidae. Gene Ontology annotation, biological process: cell-cell signaling. The record is from RefSeq and is a predicted model, not a curated record. Gene Ontology annotation, cellular component: connexin complex.